AUGGACCUCUCCGUCAAGAACCUCCGCAGCCUCCUCACGGAUCCCACACACACGAGAUGGAUAGCACCGCUGAUGCUCGUCGGCGAGGCUGCCCUCUGCGCCCUCAUCAUCUGGCGAGUGCCGUACACCGAGAUCGAUUUCACCACCUACAUGGCCCAGGUGCGCAUGUUCCUCUCCGGCGAGCGCAACUAUGCAAAGAUCACGGGCCCCACGGGUCCUCUUGUCUAUCCGGCCCUUCAUCUCUACAUCUACUCGAUCCUCUACGCCUUUACCGAGCAAGGGACAAACAUCCUCCGCGCCCAGAUCAUCUUUGCCGGGCUAUACCUCGUGACACUGGCCGUGGUGUUUGCGUGUUACAGGCGGGUGGGCGCGCCGCCGUGGCUUUUGGUGCCGUUGGUGCUGAGCAAGAGAAUGCAUUCUAUAUUCUUGUUGAGGCUGUUCAAUGACUGCUGGGCCACGCUGGGACUUUGGCUUGCCAUCUAUGCCAUGCAGCGACGCUACUUUGGAGGGGGAGCGGUUAUAUGGGGACUAGGACUGGGAGUGAAAAUGACUUUAUUGCUCGCUGCACCCGCGGUGGGAAUUGUCAUUUUGCAGGCCCUCGGUACAAGCGACGGGCUUUUCACAGGUCUCUAUGUCUUUGUCCUCCAUGUUAUCAUGUCCAUGCCCUUCUUCGAACAUGGGACAGGUUUCUCAUACGUCCAACGCUCAUUCGACUUUGGGAGACAAUUCCUGUACAAAUGGACGGUCAACUGGAGAUUUGUUGACGAAGAGACGUUUCUCUCUCCCAGUUUUGCUAUCGGUCUCCUGGUCAUCCACGUCUCCUUGCUGCUCUUUUUCUUCCAGACAAAGUGGAUCAAGCCCAGUGCUUCGAACUUGGCCGAGUUUGCGAAGAAGUACACCGGCGGCAUGAAAGAGGCGGAGGAGCUGAGGGUUUCAAAAAAGGUCACCCCGAGUUUUGUCAUGGACGCAGUCCUGGGAAGCAUGGUGAUUGGGAUGCUGUGCGCCAGGAGCCUGCAUUACCAGUUCUUUGCGUAUCUCGGCUGGGCAACCCCCUAUCUGCUAUGGAGAGCUGGUGGAGGUCCGCUUUGGGUGCUGCUGAACUGGGCCGUGCAGGAAUAUUGCUGGCUGGUAUAUCCAAGCACGAACGUGAGCUCGGCGGUGGUGGUGACAGAACUGGCGCUGCAGGUUAUGUGCGCUCUUGUUGCACCGCCCGUGGAUCAUAUUAGUCCUCCCCCGGCAAGCUCACAGGAGUUGAGGAGCUGA
Messenger RNA from Fonsecaea multimorphosa CBS 102226, 1263 nucleotides. RefSeq lists its product as uncharacterized. Gene Ontology annotation, cellular component: endoplasmic reticulum. The record is from RefSeq and is a predicted model, not a curated record. Gene Ontology annotation, molecular function: dol-P-Man:Man(5)GlcNAc(2)-PP-Dol alpha-1,3-mannosyltransferase activity. The transcript has a single exon. Bases 1 to 1263 code for a protein of 420 amino acids. Lineage: Eukaryota; Fungi; Ascomycota; Eurotiomycetes; Chaetothyriales; Herpotrichiellaceae.